This is a messenger RNA of Trichosurus vulpecula (common brushtail), 2181 nucleotides long. It is a transcript of the gene TGM3, whose product is annotated as transglutaminase 3. Gene Ontology annotation, biological process: peptide cross-linking. NCBI's taxonomy places the organism in Eukaryota, Metazoa, Chordata, Mammalia, Diprotodontia, Phalangeridae. The record is from RefSeq and is a predicted model, not a curated record. Gene Ontology annotation, molecular function: protein-glutamine gamma-glutamyltransferase activity. Bases 1 to 2181 code for a protein of 726 amino acids. The transcript has 14 exons.
AUGAUCAACAUCUGGGGAAAUGAUUGCCAGUGCAAUCGGGAGGCUGUUAGUAAAAAGGCCUUUCCCUCCAUGUAUUCAUCUUCCCUGGAGGCAGCUGCUUUGCAACUCUCGGGUUUCGACUGGCAGAUGCAAGCCAACAAAAAUGCUCACCACACAGACAAGUUCUACAGCGACCAGCUGAUCACCAGGAGGGGCCAGCCCUUCAGAGUGAGGCUGAACUUCAACAGACCCAUCGCCUCUGGGGAGAGGCUGACCUUCACAGCCUCAACAGGCCCAAACCCCUCUGAAUCAGCCCGGACCAAAGCCGUGAUUCCUCUGUCUACUGGGUCAAGUGACAGUGGCGGCAGCGGAUCCUGGAGCGCAGUACUCUCGUCCAACAACAACGGCUCGCUGAUCGUCAACAUCUCCAGUCCAGCCUCCUCCCCCAUUGGUCGAUACACACUCAGCGUUCAGAUUGCCUCUCAAAGCGGAAGCACUUCCACGACUCUGGGGACGUGGGUUCAGCUGUUUAACCCCUGGCUGCAAGUGGAUGCUGUGUUCAUGUCGAAUAAUGCAGAGAGAGAAGAAUAUGUGGAAGAAGAUGCUGGUAUCAUAUUCGUAGGGAGCGCAAAUCGAAUCAACAUGGUUGGCUGGAAUUUUGGACAGUAUGAAGAAGACAUUCUGAACAUUGUCCUCGCGAUCCUGGACAGGAGCCUCAACUUUCGCCGUGACCCCAUCACUGACGUGGCCCGAAGAAAUGACCCUAAAUACGUUGGCCGAGUGCUGAGUGGCAUGAUCAAUGGCAAUGAUGAUAAUGGUGUGUUAUCUGGGAACUGGAGUGGAGAUUACACUGGUGGCAAGGACCCCAGGAACUGGAAUGGCAGUGUGGAGAUCCUGAAGGAAUGGAAAAAAAAUCGUUUUCAACCUGUCCGCUUUGGCCAGUGUUGGGUCUUUGCCGGGACCCUGAACACAGUGCUUCGGUGUUUGGGGAUUCCUGCCCGAGUGAUCACCAACUUUAACUCAGCCCACGACACAGACCGAAACUUGACCAUAGAUGUCUACUACGACCCUCUAGGAAACCCAUUAGACAGAGGGAGUGACAGCAUUUGGAACUUCCAUGUCUGGAAUGAAGCAUGGUUUGUUCGAACUGACUUGAACUCACAAUAUAAUGGAUGGCAAGUGUUGGAUGCAACUCCACAGGAGAGAAGUCAAGGAGUGUUCCAGUGUGGUCCUGCUUCUGUCACUGCCGUCCGGCAGGGUGAUGUGAACCUGGAUUUUGAUAUGCCCUUUGUGUUUUCGGAAGUGAAUGCUGACCAGAUCACCUGGAUUAUCAGCCCUAAUAACAGCAAAAAACAAACCUCAUCUAAUACCAGCUCUGUGGGCAGAUUCAUCAGCACAAAGGCCGUGGGCAGCAAUUCCCGCAUGGAUGUCACAGACAAGUACAAAUAUGCUGAAGGUUCCAAGGAGGAGAGGGAGGUAUUCAAGAAGGCUCUGCAGAAACUGAAGCCCAGCUCUGGGUUUGGCGCCACAGCAGCUGGGACAGAAAACCCAGUGAGGUCACCCAGCAUCUCUGGGAAGUUCAAGGUCAAUGGCGUUCUGGAAGUGGGGAAAGAAGUCAACCUGUCCCUGCAGCUGAAAAACCUGAGUGAGGACUUGAAGACCAUCUCGGUGAACAUGACAGCCUGGACCAUUGUGUACAAUGGGACUCUGGUACAUGAGGUGUGGAAGGACUCCAUCACAGCUUCUCUGGACCCUCAAGAAGAGAUGGAGUACCCAUUGAGGCUCACAUACGCUCAAUAUGAAAACUUCUUGACGGCAGACAACAUGAUCCGCAUCACUGCUGUGUGUCAAGUUACAGAUGAAGCCGAGGUUGUGGUGGAGAGAGAUGUCAUCUUGGACAACCCUUCCAUCACUCUGGAGUUGCUGGACCAGGCCAGAGUGCAGACCCCUGUAAAUGUGCGUGUUCUGUUUGCCAACCCCCUGGAUGAACCAGUGAAUAAUUGUGUGCUCACGGUGGAAGGCAGUGGUCUCAUGCGGGGCAACCUCAGGAUUAAGGUGCCAUCCCUACGCCCUAAGGAGCGUUCCAACUUCAAGUUUGAGAUCACUCCCCUCAGGAGCGGCACCAAACAGCUGCUCAUUGACUUCUCCUGCAGCAAGUUCCCAGCGAUCAAGGCCUUCCUGUCUGUCGAUGUGACCGAAUGA